GUAGCGUUUUCUUUUAUUUGAAAAACAGAAUUAUUGGAUUUUUGGAGAAAUUGUUCAUUUUUUUCAUCAAAAUAAAACUGAUUUUAAAUCACGAUUUUCAACAAGGAUUGUAACUCGGAAGCGUGAUUGCGUAAGCCCAGUUGCAGGAGGGUGGCAUUUCCGCGUACCAAAGUGUUGUAGUGGUUCAUUCUGCGCAUGUCAUGUACGUCUUGUACGCGGAAGUCGAGUCCAGUAAAGCCCGAUAUCUUAUGAAGGCAUGUUUACUAGAUGCGAUAUCAGUAAAACUUGUGGUAGGUAAACACAUCUUUUUCCUUGGAAAGUAAUUCUAUGUUGUUGCUCCUAGUUUAGACUUGUGGGUCAAAAGCCAAGAUGAGAGUUAGGAGAGUUGUUAGGAUCAAUUUCAUAUUUAGAAUAGAACUGGAAUUGUGAGAUUUGUAUUUUGUUUCAAUAAAUGUAAAUUGGACGUUACAGAAAUCCAUAUAGUUUCAGUAUAAUAGGGUGUAUACGCCCGAUCGAUAUAGCAUUUAAUGCUUCCAAUGCGCUCAAAAUACGUUUUGUGUCAGACCGAACAGUGAGUUUGCAUCGUGCCAGCAGUUUAUCAGCCGCAAGCAGAAAAGCCAGGGCGCCGUUAAAAGUGCAACAUAAUCACCAUCUCACUUGAUUUCCCGGCUUUAUUUAGGUUAACUACUGAUAAAGCCCCUGGACACACGUUUAUUUUGCACCGUGAUUCCAGUGAUGGCCUAGUUCGAGGCAAAAGUUGAAUUAAAAAGCGAUAACAUUUGAACGGAAUAAAAAUUAAAUCACAGAUAACCGAAUUCAGUGUCGAAAUAACGGCAGAUGCGAAGUUUUAGGGUAUUCGUUUAUAAUACGCUUUCCCGUGUUAUUUACCAGUUCAUUGAACAAUGAUGUAUUUUCAAUUGCCCGUCGGUCUUACAGCAAAUCAAUAGUAUUGGUUUGUGGUGUGUUUUAUGCCCUCAGAUUCUCCCUUUACUAUUUGAUUGAUUUCGAGAACGAGAAGCAAUAAUUAAUUUAAACUUGUUGUUACCACGCUGCUGAUUAAAAUCUGAGAAACUGUUGAGUUGCGAUAGAUAAAUGGAUUUGAAGCGAUUUUUAUUUAUAGUUACAAGUUUGAGCCUCGUCGCAAAGCGUAAUCUUGAUAAGAACAACGCGAUUUGCGGCUUAUUGUUCUUCUUUAUAACUUCACUGGGAACCAUUGUUUGCAAAAUUGAGCUCGGACCGAUUGCUUGCAGUUUCGAGCCGCAAAUAAUCGUCCCCCCAUUGUUUUACUUUUGACAGAGGUUAGACGUUCGUUACGUCACAAACUGAAACAAAGGAUUUCGCGCAGCACGACUGAAAAGAAAAAUGUCAGAUCAAGACGAUCAGACCCCUGCACCCGUGGAGAUUGAUGACGUCACAAAGCCGUCUGAACAAGAAACAAAGGCAGACUGUGAUGAAACAAAGAAAGAAGAGGGAACGACGCCCGCAGCAGAAGAAGCCACGGAACAGUCAACCACUGCAGAGCAAGCUGACAACCCAUCUACAACAGAAGUAACAGAGCAAGAGGAUAAGGUUGAAGACCCUGCAGUUACCGAAACCCAAGAACAAGAAAAAAACAACGAGCCAGAAACCGAAACUCAAGUUCAGGAAACAAACGAAACAGAUAUGGGACAAACAGCAGAAGUUAAGACUGAAGAAACUGCAAACGCCGAAGCAGUAGCAGAAACCACCCCUCCCAUCGAACAAAAGGAAACUGUGACUGAGGAUGCCACCGGUGAAACUGCUGAAGUUCCAAAGCAAGUGGAGGAGAAGAACGAAGAGACAGAGCCGGCUCCUCCGGUAUCAACAGAGCAGGAGGAUGCUCCAGCAAAGGAUGAAGGGGUGACAGAUCAGGAAGAGACCAAGAAAGAAGCGGAACCAUCCGAAGAUGCGGCAAAGAAAGCAGAAGAGCCGACUGGAGAAAAAUCAGCUGCGGAUGAAAAUGGGAAAGCCGAGCAAGCGGAAGCACCUAAGGAAGAGAAGGAACCAAAAGAAAAGAAGAAGAGAGGAAGGUUGUCGAGUAAAUCUUUCAGGAAAGUCUUCAAAAUAUUCAGUACCAAGAAAACUCCGAAAGCCGAGAAAACAGAGGGAGAAACUGAGAAAUCGAAAAAGAGUGGAAAGGUCGCUGAAUACAAGGAUAAAGCGAAAGAAAAGGGAAUUGAAGAACCGCAAGACGGCGCACAGGAGCCAGUUACAAACGGCAACGGCGUGGAAGAAGCAGAUCACGAAAAAAGCGCGGAACAAGCGGCGGAAGUCCCGAAAGAGAAUGGAGAUGCGAAACAAGCAGAGCCCUCUGACGUCACUAGUGACGUAAAAUCGAGCGAUGACGCAACACAAAAUGAAGCAACAACCGAUGCAAGCGUUCCUAGUGGGGAAACGGCGGCAAGCGAAAAGGCUGUCGAAACUGCUGCAGGGUGAUAACGACCAACCCGCCACCAUUUUUUAUUUAAUCGAUUCGAUGUGUGACGUCAUAGACACGUGACGCGCGACGUUAUUUCAUUCUUGAAGCGUAAAAUUGAAACACAUUUGGCCGUCGCAAAUUGCAGAACGGUGUAUGACGUCACCACGCAAAAUCAGCCUGCUCUGUAUAUAGAAAUAAACAUGUUCGGUUGAUAUUAAUAUUGCUUUCAUUUUUAAUGUAAUUUUGCGUAAUCGAACUUUCACAAGGCGGUUUCUUUUAUUUUUAACAACUAGCACCGAGUAUCGAUAUUAGAAUUUCACCUGUACUUACACUUUUCUAUGCUGAUAUAUCUAUAUAUAAAUAUGCGCAACUGUCGAAUAUUCGUUACAGAAAUACAACAGGCUUGAACUGGA
This is a messenger RNA of Ciona intestinalis (vase tunicate), 2850 nucleotides long. Lineage: Eukaryota; Metazoa; Chordata; Ascidiacea; Phlebobranchia; Cionidae. The record is from RefSeq and is a predicted model, not a curated record.